CCGUUCCGACCGAGGCAGUUCCUCAUAGCUGCAGCCCAUGUUUUGCCAACUGCGCGCAACAAGUUGCAGACACUCCCAGCAGAGGCAACCCUUCGGCGAACCGGGGCCAGCGGAUGGUGUUUUCUGCGCCUCUCUUCGCGGAUUACGCGUCUUCGGGUUGCGCACACGCCUCCCCCGGCCCCCCCAUCGGAAGGCAGAGGGGGAAUAAACGGUGGAGAUCCGGAGAGGGAGUUCAGGAAAGGACGGGGCUGGAUCCGUGGGAAUAGGCCGGCCUGUCAGGCCUCCCUGGAUCGGAGUCUUGGACUACAUGGACAGGGCUCCGAAAUAACCCAGUCUGGAAUAUAUUUGCGAGGGCCCACUGGAUUAAAAAUGGAAGAAGAGUGUAUGAGAAGAAGAAAUGCAAACCCAUAGUGCAGCCGAGCAACACAUGAGAAGGGAUGUAGUGGAAGUUCUCCCGGAACGAAGAAAGAAUCUGUGUCUUUUCUCCCGGAGCUGCACUGACUGUGAUGCCAGCAGCCUCGAGAUAUUGCGCACGUCCAGAGGAGGCGAUUUCCAGUCAAGUAACGUCAGGAGCGACUGGAUGAAGGCGUAAGAGCAAGAAAAACCCGUUGCAUCACCGACCGGUCCUUUCCGAGAAGGAUGUUCAGUUCAGGAGGGAGAAGGAGUGAUGACAGUGUUUUUACCGCAGCUGGAGAGAGAGCCGGGAUCAAACCCAGAGCCUCGGAGGAGGAGGACGCAUGUGAUGUGAGUACUGACGCAAACCGCGCUUGGAUAAUGACCUGCUCAAGAAACUGGAACGGUGCGUCUUGUGUGAGUGAGUGUGCCGGCUGCUGUGUGCGUAGAGGAGACGUCUGUUCGGCGCUCACCAUUCAUGCAGCGUGAAUAUUCCAACAAACGCCCACGCACCGCGUCUUGUUGCCUGAGCGCCAUCAGAAGAUAUUAUUAAUAUCCCCCCCCCAUACAUACACACUCCAACCAUCGUCUCCGCGUCUCACAGCAGUCAACAUGGCCACUCUGCAACAUCACCGGCAGCUUCUCGUGCGUGGAACUGAAGUCAGCUGUGACUCCAGCGGGGAUGGCGCCGUGACCGUGCGAAUUGCCAACAACGCGCCACACGCGCACCAACGUGAGCCACUGAGGGCAGUCAACAGUGGAGGAGGAGGAGGAGGAGGAGCUGGAGGCUGUGGGGCUGUGAGUAAAAGGAACCCUGACCUCCACAAAUACAGCAUCUCCUCCAGCUGCAGCUCAGCAGAGUCCAGGCCUGCUGUGACCUCCAUUUCCAGGGUGCAAAGGAAGGCGCCGCCUUUGUUCGAACGCUCUGCUGCACAGUGCUGGGACCCCAAGUUUGACUCCCCGAUCCUGGAGGAGGCGUGCCAAGAGAGGUGCUUUCCUCAGACGCAGCGCCGCUUCCGCUAUGUCCUGUUUUACCUCGCCGUGGCUGCUGUACUCUGGGGGGUGUACUUUGGGGUCAACAAUGACCGCUGCAACCCCAUGCUCUUCCUAGCCCCUACAGCGUCCUUCUUUGUUCUUCUAGUGCUCUUCUUUUUGUUCACCUUCACCCAGCCUUACACAUGGCUGUACAACCAAACCUCUUUGGUCCUGAUAGCGGUCACCUUCGCCAUCACCUUAGCUCCACAGAUACAGACUGCUGGUUUCACUGACCUGGAGUGGGCUGGCGGUGGGAAUGCCUCAUAUCGCUCACAAGACGAACCAGUGCAACCUACAAUCCACUGCAUCUCCCCUGUGGGCACCUUUUCCCUGUGCAUGGAGGUUUUGCUAUUGUUAUACAGUGUCCUCCAUGUCCGUCUGUAUGCCUCUGUGAUGCUUGGGCUCCUCUAUUCUAUAUUAUUUGAGGCAUUAGGAUGGCUGCCAUUGCUUCAAAGGAGUUAUGACACUGACAGACAGGGAACAGGGACAGAGGGUUCAGGUUCUGAUUGGGAAGGAAAUACACUGGGCUGGCUCGGCCCGGCCAAAGCUCUGCUUCACUUGUGUGCUCAUGUCAUUGGCAUCCACCUGUUUAUCAUGUCGGAGGUCCGUUCCCGCAGUACUUUUCUCAAAGUGGGCCAAUCCAUCAUGCACGGCAAAGACUUAGAAGUGGAGAAGGCCUUGAAGGAGCGCAUGAUUCACUCUGUGAUGCCACGACGAGUUGCAGACGAGCUGAUGAAGCAGGGUGAUGAUGAGGGCUGCGGCGAGAACUCUGGCAAGCGUUAUUCCUCCGGUGCUUGCUCGGCCUCGGCUAUCUCAGUGGGUGGUGGAGGAAGCUGUGGAGUUUCACAAGCCCAAAGUUCCACAAGCCCCAAAAAUCAGGCUCACAACAAUCACAAACGCAAGAAGACCUCCAUCCCCCGUGGACAGAUCAUAUUUAGGCCCUUUAACAUGAAACGCAUGGAGCCUGUGAGCAUCCUCUUUGCAGACAUUGUGGGUUUCACCAAAAUGUCCGCCAAUAAGUCCGCCCCAGCCUUGGUGGGCCUUCUCAAUGACCUGUUUGGACGUUUCGACCGGCUCUGUGAACUAACCUGCUGUGAAAAGAUCAGCACCCUGGGAGACUGCUACUACUGCGUGGCAGGGUGCCCUGAGCCCAGGCCGGACCAUGCCCACUGCUGUGUAGAGAUGGGCCUGGGCAUGAUCCAGGCCAUCGACCAGUUCUGCCAGGAGAAGUGUGAGGCUGUCAGCAUGCGUGUCGGCGUCCAUACGGGUACCGUGCUCUGUGGGAUCCUUGGAAUCAAGCGCUUCAAGUUCGAUGUAUGGUCUAAUGAUGUAAAUCUGGCUAACUUGAUGGAGCAGCUAGGUGUGGCGGGCAAGGUGCACCUGUCAGAAGCCACUGCCCGAUUCCUGGAUGACCGUUACCAGAGCGAGGACGGGCGGGUGGCAGAGAGAGCUGGCCAGAGUGUGGUGGAGAAACUAAAGGGGCUGCAGACCUACCUGAUCUCAGGGAGGAAGUCGGAGCUCGAUGUGCCGUGUGGCUGUCCUCAGGUGGGACUGCCUGGUGGGGACAAUUCCGCGGUCGGCCUGUCCUCCUGUCCUCAGCCCCACACACCAGACCUCAUCCCUGGGGGAGCGCAGGCUGCAGAGCUCCUGCUGCCAAAUCAGUCACCAGACAGGAUCGCGCCUCCCUGUGUGUCCCGCAGCGUGGCCUUGUCAGCGGGGACAGAGCAGGGCGAUGAUGUGACUGUGUUGAAUGGCUGCCAGGAAGAGCACAAGACAAGUAGUGCCAAGUUCAUCCCAGGUCACAGCCCCCGGGCGGCCAAUGGCCUCCUGAGUCCCCCACUGGACGACCCAGUGCGGGCCAGCCAGAGCUCCUUGUGCGACAUGCUUCAGGAGAAAGAGAAGAAGACCAGCACCAGCACGGGGACUGGCACCAGUCUAGGCAUGGCUGGAGGCACGGGGGCAGCUGGUCCUGGUAUGGACCACUCCGCUCUGAUUCAGCUGCGUGCCAAGAGCUUCAGAGAGAAGAGUGACGCCCACUUUGUGGACGUUAUCAGGGAAGACAGUCUGAUGAAAGAUUACUUUUUCAAGCCACCCAUCAACAAGAUCAGCCUCAAUUUCCUAGAAAGAACUCUGGAAAAGGCCUAUCGCAGCAGCUACAAGGAGGAGGUGAAAAACCAGGCUCAGGUGCAGACGUUUGCCAGCUCCACCUUCAGCUCCUUCCUGGACGUUCUCCUCAGCUGUUUUGUCUUCCUGGCCCUGACCCUGGCCUGCUUCCUGCCACCUCUCGUGAGCCCGACCAGUGUGGGCCCUCCAGCCCCCGCAGCCCUGGCCCUGGCUCCCCUGUCCGGUCUGCUGGAGCUGGCCUCUCUGGUGCUGUCCAUACGUAUGGCCUUUUAUCUGGAGGAGGUGAUGAACUGUACCCGCUCUCUGCUCCUGGGGGUCUCGGGAUGGAUUCCCCAUCAUGUGAUUGGGGCCGUGUUAGUGUCCCUUCCUGCCAUCUCUGUCUUAUCGCACCUCACGUCCAGCGUCCAACUGCCCCUACAGGUGACCAUGUUCCUGUGCUGUGCCACCAUCUUGGCCAUCAUCCAGUACUGUAACUUCUGUCAGCUCAGUUUCUGGAUGCGCUCGGUCCUGGCCACCGCCACUGGGGUCGCUCUGCUGCUGCUGCUGUACAGCCCCUUACACAGGUCCGGUAAUAACAACUUGCCAGUUCAUGGACUGAACGUCUCCACAUCGAGUGAUGGCGUCUCAGAAUCAGGCCCUGACCCUCUCCCACGACCUCUCGACCUUUUGGUCCCUGAGGCCGUCCUGGCUUUCUUCCUGCUUCUUCUGCUGGUCUGGUUCCUCAACCGGGAGUUUGAGGUCAGCUACCGUCUCCAUUACCAUGGCAACGUGGAGGCUGACAAACAUCGCUCCAAGAUCCAGAUGAUGCGCGACCAGGCCGAGUGGCUCCUGGGCAACAUCAUCCCCAUCCAUGUCGCUGACCAGCUCAAGGUGACCCAGAGCUACUCCAAGAACCACAACAGUGUUGGCGUGAUCUUCGCCAGUAUUGUGAAUUUCAGCGAGUUCUAUGAGGAGAGCUACGAGGGCGGGAAAGAGUGCUAUCGCGUCCUCAACGAGCUCAUUGGAGACUUUGACGAGCUCCUUCGCAAACCUGAAUUCAAUAGCGUGGAAAAAAUCAAGACAAUCGGCGCCACCUACAUGGCGGCGGCGGGACUGAACGUCCAGCAGCUGGCUGAGAACGAGGAUGACUCUCCGCACGCACACCUGAGGGCCCUCUUCGACUUCGCCCUGGAGAUGAUGGGCGUCCUGGACGACUUCAACAAGAACAUGCUCGGUUUUGGUUUCAAGCUCCGUAUUGGAUUUAACCACGGGCCACUGACAGCCGGGGUGAUCGGCACCACUAAGCUGCUCUAUGACAUCUGGGGAGAUACGGUCAACAUCGCCAGCCGCAUGGACUCCACUGGUGUUGAGUGUCGGGUGCAGGUGAGCGAGGAGAGCCACGCUAUGCUUAGCGCCAUGGGGUUGGAGUUUGACUAUCGAGGAACUGUGAAUGUUAAGGGCAAAGGUCAAAUGAGGACCUUUCUAUACCCCAAAAGUGGGGAAAGUAUAUGUCAAGAUUGCAUGGAGCAGGCUAUCGGGGAAGGACCCUCGUCUGUGGCAUUGUUGGCCAAUAAGACUUCAGGAUCUGUUCCCCAGGCAGCAGGUUCUCCUCCCUCUUCGUCUUCUUCUUCUCCUCCUCAGCCCCAAAGCGCUGUAAGGCCUUCAGGAGCAGGGCCUGAGCCUGUCCCAGCUCAGUCUGCAGAGAUAAGGGAGGAAGGAUAUAGGGACCCUCCACAGCUCCACGGGCAGCCGACUGCCACAGACAUUCACCCCCCUCCCCUCUCUGAACUAGACCCAGAACCUAGUGCUGCACAAAUGCCCUCCCAGGUGCAGCCUGCUCCUCUCGCACUUCAAGAGGAGGAGGACGAAGAGGAGGAAGCCACUGAGCUGUCAAAACUCAACGAGGAGUUUUAUGCUCGUCUCUGAUCCCUUCCUCUCCCCUGUCUCCUGUCUCCUGUCUCCUGUCUCUGAUCUGCACCCCCUGGAGUGAUUGCAGGUGCGGGGCAGGGAGUCCCUCCCAUUAGACAAAGUGUCUUCAGCAUGGUUGAAGAAGAGGGAGUUAAUCACGCCAACACCAACAGUGGCCACGUUGGUGAUUAACGUGGCCAAUAACAUAUUUUACAGGAAUGUUGCGUUGAGUGCUGGGGUGGGUUAGCCCUGUGUUGAGCACAGCAGUUUAUUGGAGAAAAGGUUGAAAGGGAUUAAGAGGGAAAAGAAGACUUUUUGGAGAUGUCGUUAAUGUUUUUCCUUUUUUUGUUAUCAAGUGCCUUCAGGACUAGAAAAGUGAACAAACAAAUAUGAAUGCUGAACAAAGUUUUAGCAAUCUUAGACUACGGAAGAUGCUGUGGUUUCUUAAUCCAUGCUCUUAUUAUCAAUGCAAGUAUUUCUUAAAAGAAUCAUUAUGGUCAUGGCAUAUCAUUUCUUCAAACUUGAUCAAAGCCUUGACCUUAUACUUAAGGGAAAAAAAGAGAUUCUUUAUAAGUGCCAGUGCAGCGUGAUGGGCUGAGCAGGAAAACUAAGGGAAGAAUGAGGGACUCACAUGAAGCAGUGUUAAUUUAUGUGUUGUGCUUUGACAUGAGGGCUUAAUACUUUAUUCAUUUGUCCUAGACUCAAAUGCUACAAGGCAAGUUGCAUAGAUUUUAGUUUGUGUAGCAGCUAAAUGCACAAUUUAAGCACAGGUCUUGCACAGUUUUUUCUCUACCACUUGUAUUUGGUAGUUAUUACCGGGAGAAGGCUUUUAAGAUGUUUUAACACAAGUUCUUGUCUUUCACAACAAGUACAAUCAAAAGCACAAAAUCAGAUAAGGGAAUACAGUUUUGGAAGAAAAUGUGAUUUUUUUAAAGUGAGAUCAUAAGAAAAGUAGAAAGGCACUUUAAAUAUGCUUUAGGGGUUAUUCCACAUUUGAGUAAAAGACUUUCACCCCACGUAGAACAGAGAGGUGGCUGUAAAAAUCUAUGUUAGUCUAAAAACAGAUGGCAAUUGUGAUCUACUUUCGUUGAUGAUGGUUAAAUUUGAUUUUGCUGAAACUUAUUAAACCAAUCCUGCACUAUAAUCUAUGAUGGAGUAUCCUGGUCAUAUUGAGGAAAAACUAUUUUGUAAUAUUACAAGGACAAAGUCAUAAAAUAAUGAAAAAAAGUCGAAAUAUUAUAUGAGUACAGCUGUAAUUCAAUGGCAAAUAAGUCAUAAUAGUAUCAGAAUAAGGACAAUUUAGCAGCAAGGAGAACCUGUGCUCACUGGAGUUUCACUCCUUCUGGAUCCCCAUCUGGAUCACUUUUCUCACAGUUUCUAGAGAAACUACAAAACUCACACAGAUGUUACCAAAAUUAUCAAACAUUUUCCCCUCCACAAAGGAAGCAACGUCUCAGUGAAUCUUUCUUUGGUAUAAACACACUUUCUCACAAAAUCUGUUCAAAGUCCUGAUACUUGAGAUAAUGUGGUGCUGACAAAAGAUUAACUAUUAUAUAACUAACAUUUCUCAUUUUAACAUGAGAUGAGGCUGAUCUUCUGAUAUCUCCCCUCUAACAUUACAUGUAGCUUAUAUGAUUACUAAAUUCUUCAAUUGGCAGAUUUUUACCCCUUUAAUUAUUCCUAAUACUCCGUUGUAAUAAGUUGCUCCAGUGUCGGUUUGCUUUUUAACUGGGUCAGAACAACUUUAUUGGAGCCGAGCCUCACAGGCUAGAUUGUACACUGCUGUGCGGUAUAAAAAAACGCUAACUAAAACCUUUUUACACACUGAAAUUCUAUAAUUUUGUUGUUGAAAAAAAAAAAAAUCCAAUGAAAAGACCAAAACCAACAAAGUGUGAAUGCAUCUCUCAACACUUCCUGACUUUUCCAUCCUAGUAUUUUGGGGCAUGAUGACAGGAACGACAUGCAACAAAGGUGCCUGGACAUCCAUGAACUGGGGGAUGCUGUGGUUUAUGGUCAGCAGCACCUUAACUCAUAGGCCACCAGGGCAGUACAUUUUGAAUUUGUUGGCGGGACUAUUUUCAGUGGUAGAUUUGCUGUGGUAGUUGGUAUUUAUGGCAGCAGGACAGUGCAUGUGGGAUUAACUUAAAAUAAACGACUGACCCCUUAUUUAGUCAAGAAGGGAGCAUGUCUCCCAUCACUUACAAUGCACCUCAGAGAAUCUAGAUAUAUCAGCGUUGGACACAUUAAUCAGAUUAGAUUGCUUGGUAGAUUAAGGUUUUUUCAAAGGGAUACAAAGAGAAAAAGUGACCAGACUUAAACUUUAAAACCCACUGUGGGGUGAGAGUUUGAUACCCAGAAUAUGUUGGAGUAGGCAUUGGAAGUGAAUUGUGAGGGACAAUCACUGGGUAAUUCUCGAUAAAUGACAGGGUGGUCCAGGUUGCUCUUGGUUGCAGUAUCAAAGCACAGAUCAGCUAAGGCCUCUGGGCGAUCCAUUCUUUGCCUUCAUUGCUGAAUAAAAGACAUCAUCAUCGGUCCGUCCAGUACUUCAGAUCUACUCAAUAGCUCAGUAUUGUCUGCCUUUGGCUGUGUGAUUUGUCGUUGAAGGGGUGGGACGUUUCACUUUUACCCUGUUAUGGCCCCUUCAUUGAGGGGAGCCUCUACUGUAACAAUAUACUUAAAUUUUGCCACUUUAAUUGAGUGAUCUAUAGGUGCAGUGCAACCUAAAGUAGCUGAUUGUUUUGUGGUGCCUAAAACUAUGACUGUAUUUUUUGAGUACUUUGGUUUUCAGAACGUUUCUUUUUUAUCAUGCUGUUGUCAUAAUGAGAGUAGAUUAUGAUUGUGUGUUUGAUGAAAUUAUGCUUGUUGUGCAGGUUUUUCUGCAUUUGAUUGGACAAAUUCCAUCUUCUUUUUGCUCUUUUCCAGUUCCUUCAUUCUGUCAUUAACUGGCUGCCUGGAACAAUAUGGUGGUGUUCCCAUCGAAUACCUGGCACGUCUGAAGCUCUCUUUGCUCUUCUACUCACUUCAUGCUUUGUCUUUACUCCUAGAAAACACUUGUUUUCCUGUGUGUGUGUGAGAGAGAGAGAGAAAGAAAUUUAAGUUUUACUCCAAUUCAAAGUCAUUUACCCGUGAGAGAUUACUGCAGUGAUUCAAAAGGAAAAUAAUCAAUAUCAUAUCAACUGUAUGGCCUAUAUUUAACUGUGAUUUUGCUGACCCUGCCUUAUCCGUAGAGGAUUCACAAAUUUGCAAUCUUUGAAAGGGAGAAUAGACAAAUCCUGAAGUUUGAAAUUUGCAUAGAUACAAAGAUAGAAUUAAAACGUUCAAAUAACUCUAUUUAUGUAGCCACCUAAAUCUGUAACGUAAAGAGCAUCCUUGUUUUCCUCUGCCACUGUGCACCACAAACAUACACAACCAGUGCCUUUCGAAUUAUGGAUAUGUCAGCUCUGAUUAUCUGUAUCAAAUAAUCAUGAUAAGCCCAGUAGCAUAAAAAUCCAAAGACGUUUCUCUAUCGGAGCUGUCCCCAGAAUAACACAAAAAUAGCUUCAUCAGAUCUGCUCUGCAAAAUCUUUUUCACUGCUUUAAGUAGCGUUCCAAAAAGCACAUCUCUCACUCCGCUAUUAUAAUGCAUAUUUCCACCAUGCUCAUGCCUAAUUAAUCACAACACACAUGGUAAUGGAAACAAAUGAGAAUCCCGAGUAUUAAUUGUGAAGGAGGGUUUCUCCCCCCCACACACAUACACAGGCACGCACACGUUUUACAGAUUACCCUUCUGCCUUAAUGUCAUGAGAUAAUCCUCUGGGAUUGUCAGGCCACUGCACUGUAGCUGUCCAUAUAUCAGUUACAAUCCAUAGUAGAUUUGAGGUGUGGGACUCCACAGGUUGAUGGGCACACCACCUCUCCAAUACAGCGCACAUCUGUACACACGUAUGAAUAAAAUAUUACAGUGAACACUGCUGGCUCUGUGAUCUGUGGGGGAGGAGAAUGUGUUCUUGUUCCCAUGAGUAUGACUGGACAAUUUUCUUGUUUGCUCGACACACUACAUUUUAGCUUGAUUCUGUACCAUACUCAUGAACUUUCAUUUAAUGUCCAUGUCAUUUUGCCCUCACUUAUGUUGAAAAUUACACACGGGAUUCCUCAAAUCCCUAAUUUUGGGUUGUUUGGACGUCGUCCCUCUCUGACAGUUUCGUGUGUGUGUGUUACCAGGUUUAUUUUAGAGGGAAACAAGUGGACUCAGAAGUCCAGUGCUAUGUUUGGGGGAAAAAUGCAAUCAAUUUAACAGCUGAGUGCGUUGAGAAGAAGUUAAUUCAUCCCGUUUUGUUGAAGAAGUGCGAUUCUGCUCUGUGACAGAAAUUCUAGAGAGAAGCAUAAUGGAAUAUAGUGUUUAAUCAGCACUAAAGGCGUCACAUCAAAAAAUAUUCACUGAAAAUACCGAAUGUGUUUUUAAUUAAACUGGGACAAAAUUUAGAUGAGAGUUAUUUGAUUUGAAAUCUUUGUAUUUGCUUUAUGUUUAUGAAUGAGAUGUAUUAUGUAUGUUUUGUGCACAUUACCCAUGUAUCAUUUAUCAACACAUGAUCGUAAUCUGUACACAUUUGCACAAAGCACUGUGUUUGUACAUAUGCAGUUAUUUUAUGUCACAUAUGAUUUUUUUUUAUACAUGUGCAUGUGUCAGAUUUUGCCAGAAAACAAUGAAAAGAGACACAUAUUAUCAAA
This is a messenger RNA of Platichthys flesus (European flounder), 10146 nucleotides long. It is a transcript of the gene adcy9a, whose product is annotated as adenylate cyclase 9. Gene Ontology annotation, biological process: intracellular signal transduction; adenylate cyclase-activating G protein-coupled receptor signaling pathway; cyclic nucleotide biosynthetic process. The coding region runs from base 1006 to 5457 and encodes 1483 amino acids. NCBI's taxonomy places the organism in Eukaryota, Metazoa, Chordata, Actinopteri, Pleuronectiformes, Pleuronectidae. The record is from RefSeq and is a predicted model, not a curated record. The transcript is spliced from 12 exons. Gene Ontology annotation, molecular function: adenylate cyclase activity.